This is a messenger RNA of Impatiens glandulifera, 900 nucleotides long. RefSeq names its product 50S ribosomal protein L6, chloroplastic-like. Gene Ontology annotation, biological process: translation. Gene Ontology annotation, cellular component: ribosome. NCBI's taxonomy places the organism in Eukaryota, Viridiplantae, Streptophyta, Magnoliopsida, Ericales, Balsaminaceae. The record is from RefSeq and is a predicted model, not a curated record. The transcript has 3 exons. Bases 98 to 775 code for a protein of 225 amino acids. Gene Ontology annotation, molecular function: structural constituent of ribosome; rRNA binding.
AAAAAAGUGGAAGCCGAAGCUGAGGCCUCGUCCGCCUUUCUUGCACAAUCCCACCAUUCCGAUCCAACCAUCGGCGCAAGCCACAAAGCUGAUUCCCAUGGCUUCUACUUCCUUUCAGACUGCCAACUUGAACUCUUCCUUUUGGAGUGAGAGGAGCAGAAUUUGUAUUUCUGCUAGACCUGCUGCAAUUCGUGUUGGUUUCACAAAGAAGAGCAAUAUUGAGUGUAAAGAAUCUAGAAUUGGAAAGCAACCAAUUGGUAUCCCAUCCAAUGUGACAAUUUUAUUGGAAGGACAGGGUUUGAGUGUAAAGGGUCCUCUUGGCCAGCUUUCAAUCACUUAUCCGCGUGAAGUUAAGGUUGAGAAAGAGGAAUCCGGGGAACUUAGAGUCAGAAAGGCACUGGAAACCAGAAGGGCCAACCAAAUGCAUGGCUUGUUCAGGACUCUGACUGACAACGUGGUGGUGGGUGUCUCUAAAGGAUUUGAUAAACGGCUCCAACUAGUGGGUGUUGGGUACCGUGCCAUACUUGAAGGAAAAGACUUGGUUUUGAAUCUGGGUUUCUCUCAUCCGGUUAGGAUGGAAAUCCCAGAUGGCCUGCAGGUGAAGGUGGAGGAAAACACUAGAAUAGUGGUGAGCGGGUAUGAUAAGAGCGUCAUUGGCGAAUUUGCAGCUUCCAUCAGAAAAUGGAGGCCGCCUGAACCAUACAAGGGUAAGGGAGUCAAGUAUGCUGAUGAAAUCAUUAGAAGAAAAGAGGGUAAAGCUGGGAAAAAGAAGUGAUGUUUUUGUUUGCCUUUUUGUUAACAGUAUCCAUUUUGUAAAAUUGAUGAAGAAACAUACAUCCUAUUUCCAAUUCAUUAGCAAUACAUUUCGAUUAAAUUGUAUAUCAUAUCAUGUCUAUAACU